Messenger RNA from Copidosoma floridanum, 3032 nucleotides. It is a transcript of the gene ss, whose product is annotated as aryl hydrocarbon receptor spineless. The record is from RefSeq and is a predicted model, not a curated record. NCBI's taxonomy places the organism in Eukaryota, Metazoa, Arthropoda, Insecta, Hymenoptera, Encyrtidae. Gene Ontology annotation, molecular function: nuclear receptor activity; protein dimerization activity; transcription cis-regulatory region binding. Gene Ontology annotation, biological process: regulation of transcription by RNA polymerase II; xenobiotic metabolic process; response to xenobiotic stimulus. Gene Ontology annotation, cellular component: aryl hydrocarbon receptor complex; nucleus.
AACAAUCCCGUGGCCAUGAGCCAACUCGGCACCGUCUACGCUACCAAAAGGCGCAGGCGCAACGGCAAAAAUCUAAAGCCACCGCAAAAGGAUGGGGUGACAAAGUCGAAUCCGAGCAAGCGGCAUCGGGAGCGCUUGAACGCCGAACUGGACACCCUGGCUUCGCUGCUGCCCUUCGAACAGAACAUCCUGAGUAAACUCGAUCGGCUCAGCAUACUCAGGCUCAGCGUCAGCUACCUACGCACCAAGAGUCACUUUGGAGUGGCGAUGAGCAAAGGCAAAGAAGACAGCGCGCACCACGACUCGCACUACCGGGCGCGCGAGCUCGCAGCCUUGGCCGCUUACGAUCACCAGCACCUAGACGGUGAAAUGUUCCUGCAGGCGUUGAACGGCUUCUUGCUCAUUCUGACCUGCGACGGGGAGGUUUUCUUCGCCACUCACAGCAUAGAGAGUUACCUAGGCUUCCAUCAGUCGGACAUUGUCCACCAGAGUGUGUACGAGCUGGUGCACAGCGAGGACAGGGAGGAGUUGCAGCGCCAGCUAAUGUGGAACUCGUUCCUGCCGGCGGAAAGCGCGAACCUGAGCCUGAACGAGGCACUCGUGCCCCAGCACUCGCACCUACUCGAGCGCAGCUUCACGGUGCGCUUUCGCUGCCUCCUCGACAACACGUCGGGAUUUCUCCGACUGGACAUCCGAGGCCGAGUGAAGGAACUCCACGGGCAGAACCGCAAGACCGAGGAGUUGGCUCUGGCUCUGUUUGCCCUUUGCACGCCCUUCGGUCCGCCCUCUUUGCUCGAGGUGCCCCAAAAAGAGGUCAUGUUCAAAAGCAAGCACAAACUCGACCUCGGCCUCGUCUCCAUGGAUCCCCGCGGGAAAAUCCUCCUCGGGUACUCGGACUCGGAAUUGGCCAACCUCGGAGGCUACGGCCUGGUGCAUUACGACGAUCUCGCUUACGUCGCCAGUGCACACCAGGAGUUGCUCAAGACCGGGGCCUCGGGUAUGAUAGCCUACAGGUACCAAACGAAGGACGGUGGCUGGCAGUGGCUGCAGACGAGCUCGAGACUCGUCUACAAAAAUUCCAAGCCCGACUUUGUCAUCAGUACACACCGGCCUCUGAUGGAAGAGGAGGGCCGGGAUCUCCUGGGCAAGCGCACGAUGGACUUUAAAGUGAGCUACCUAGACGCAGGCCUCACAAACAGCUACUUCUCGGACAGCGACAGUCUCGGCGGUAGCUCGUGCCUGGGCUCCCAGCUCACCAGCCAACAGCAAUCCCAACAAUCCCAGCAACAGCAGCAACAACAACAGUCUCCCCAGCAAUCUCAGCCUCAGCGAGUUAAUCGACGAUACAAGAAUCAGCUGCGCGAUUUUCUCUCGACCUGUCGGAGCAAGCGCGCGAGCAAAGCGUCAGCCAACCACCACUCGUCGGCGCAGCAGCAGCUGUCGCCUCUCUCGCCGGUAACUGGUGGACCGGUGAUUGCCGCGACGGUGGCGGUAGCCGGUACCCCGGUCACUGCGGCCACGGUGGGCGUGGGAGUAACUCCGGUCGACUAUCUAACGGCGGACAGUAGCGCGGCGGCAGCUGCUGUGGUUGCUGCCGCGGCUUACGGUAAUCUAAACAGUCACAUGUACCCGACGGCCACGUACGCUCCGCCACCACCUCCAGCCGCUACUGAUCCCGCCGCCACGCUCGGCACCUAUAUCGGGCACACCGGCACGUACCAUCAUCAUCACCAUCAUCAGACCCUAUAUCCCACUACGGCUCUCGACAACAGGUACCUCACGGCCACGGAGAAUCUCUUUCAGUACCGGCCGCUAGGAUCUUACUAUCCGGAUUAUCACGCGACCACGGGUUAUAACGGCUUCAUUGACGUGUCCUUGCCUCCGACGUACGAGAGUCACCAGCAGCUGGCUGCGACGCCCGACUCGCCAAAGUACGGCUACUCGAACAGCGACGCGCGCUCCUCUGCCUACCACGCGCUGAGCAGUCCUGUUCUCCAACAGCAGCAGCAGCAGCAGCAGCACGCCGAGUCCUCCGUCUCCAUCGUGGUGAGCAGUGCGAGGGCUGGCAGCCGGCACUCGUUGGAGGGUGCCUCGACUAAUUCGGCGGGUAGCUCGCCAGCCACGAACAACAACAACGGAGUGCUCACGCCCAAAAUCGAGGACGUCAAGUCGGAGGCUUACUCUGGCCCUGGUGUCGAGCCUCUUAGACAGACUGUGCUCAUGUGGGGCGCUCCACCGACGUCGAGAACGCCACCCAGAAACAAUGGGAGCUACAGUCCACCCACCCCAGCUCGCACUCCACUGGAUCCCCGUUCCGAUCCACUAAAGAGCUUGCAAGAGAUGAACUCGAUGAACGGCGAUUGCAAAUGGAAGAGGACCUCGCCCGUAUGUCCAGGUGUGCCUUCAGCCCCGAGUCCACCCCGACUCCUCACCUCAAAGGUCCAUCAACCAACACCACCACCACCACCAUCCCAACAACAUCAACAGCAGCACUAUUCGGUCGUGACGUCAGCGCAUUACGCAAGUGGCAGCGGGUACGCGAACCAGCAGCAGCAAAACGACGGAACGCCUAGCAGCGAGGUAUGGCAAGGGGUUCAACAACAACAGCACCACCAUCAACAACAACAACAACAACAACACCAUCACUACCAGUACUAUCCCUACCAACACCAUCACCACCAUCAUCCAACUGCACCAUCACCACGGCACGCGUCUCACACAUUAUCAUCGGUAACGGAACUGACGUCAUCCAACAGGAACAGCAGCAGCAGCAUCAACACGUCGUCCGCAACCGACAACUGCAGCAGCAGCAACAGCAACACCACCACAACCACCGCCAACAACAACAGCAGCGAGUCGCACUAUCCAGGUCAGGUGCAGGCCUCGAUCAACUCUGCGAUGCCAAUAACGUCUGCCUCGCAGAUUCUAAACCGGACGCUGGGAGUCCUCUGCUAUCCAUCUCUGAGGUGACCAACACUCUCCUCAAUCAGUAGCUUGGAACGGACGUUGCAACAUUCUGGAUCUGAUGAUAG